This is a messenger RNA of Plasmodium yoelii, 9816 nucleotides long. Its product is annotated as conserved Plasmodium protein, unknown function. Bases 1 to 9816 code for a protein of 3271 amino acids. Gene Ontology annotation, biological process: Golgi to endosome transport. Gene Ontology annotation, cellular component: endosome; trans-Golgi network. The record is from RefSeq and is a predicted model, not a curated record. NCBI's taxonomy places the organism in Eukaryota, Apicomplexa, Aconoidasida, Haemosporida, Plasmodiidae. The transcript has a single exon.
AUGAUAAAAAAGGGGUCCGAAUCGAAUCGAGCAUUAAGAAAGAAGUUAAACAAUGAUGUCACAAAUAUAUUGUUGCUUUUUGAAAAAGUGCAAGAAUGGGCUGAUUUGAGUAAUAUAUUACAAAAAUUAUAUUUAACAAUAGAAAAGUAUGAAAUUUUUUUAGAUAUAUCAUCAAAAUUUUUAUUAUUUAGAAGAUUAUCACAAUGUUUGAAUCCAAUGUUACCAUCGGGUGUUCAUUCAAAAGCAUUAAUUAUUUAUGGAUCAAUAUUUAAAAAAAUAGAAAAAACAUAUUUUAUAGAUAAUAUUCAUAUAUUAUGUUCCGGAAUUUUUGAAUUUAUGUUACAUUGUACAAUUAGUUUAAAAACAAUUUAUUUUAAAAAUAUAAAAUCUAUUUUAAAUUUAAGAGAAAAUAUUCACAUGUUUACAUAUGCUUUAUUAUUAUCAUUAUUUAAUGUAGUAGAUAGUGAUAAUAAUAUAUUGCUUUAUAUAUAUUCUAUUAAUAAUUAUAUAGGAGAAAAUAUAUUUUUUAAUAAUUUAUGGUUAUUAUUAUUAAGACAUCCAGAAAUAAGAACCAAUGUUUUGAAUUUUUUAGAAACAUCAUUUAGUCCGCAAAUUUAUUUAUUAUCAAAAAAAAGAAUAAAAACACUACUUCCUUAUAAAGAUGAAUUAGUAUUAUCAUCAUUAAUAUUUUCAUUAAAUGAUAAAAAUAUAAUAAACCAGAGAAUUACAUUAUCUUUACUUAUAAACAAUUUUCCUUUAUAUGAUGUACAAAUUGAUUCUAAUUUAUCUCAUAAAUUUAAUACAGUUAGGCUUAACAAAGAAGACCGAAUUAAAAAUAAUAUAACAUCUUAUAAUGAUAAUUUUAGACAAAAUAAUUCAAAUGCUAGAACAAAAGAUGGUAAUCUGAAUGUGAAAAGGAGUCAUACUUAUUCGCAAUCUUUUGAAUCUUUUUCACCAAGGCAUGUUAAUGGUGAUAAUAAUGGUGGUGAUGAUGGUGAUGAUAAUGGAAAUAAUAAUGGCGAUGGUGGCAAGGUUCCAAAACAUAUUUCCUUUGAAAAAGAACAUGUUAACGGAAAAAUAAUUAACGAGAAUUAUAAUAAAAAAAAUUUAAACAAAGAAUGUAAUGAAGAUAAUAAAUCGGAUGUAUCAGAUUGUAUCUUAUUCAAUGAUAUAAGCAAAAAAAUAAUAAUUAGAAAUGUAAUUUUUUUAUUACGAAAAUCAGAUAUAGGACUAAAUAGACGAAUUUAUAAAUAUUUAUAUAUAUACGAAAAUAAUGAUGAUAAACAUUUAAAAGAUAAUAUAAAUUUAGAGAAUUAUAAAAUUUAUUAUGAAACAAUUAUAGAUAUACUUGAAAAUAAAUUUAAUGAUAAUCCAAUAGACAUAUUAGAUGUUUUAUUUAUUUUAUUUAAAAAUAAAGAUUAUAUAAUUAUUAAUAAAUAUAUAAUGGAAAAUAUAUUUAUAUACAUACUAAAAUUUGUGUAUAAAAAUCGGGAUAAUAAUAUUAUAAAUGAAUAUUUUCAUAAAAUAUUAAAUCUAGAAUUAAUAAGUUUUGAAACAAUUACAAAUAUAUUUAUGUAUACUUUUCAUUAUCUAAAAAAUGAUGAAGAAUUAUUUAAUAAUAAUAUAAAUGCAUAUAUAAAAAAAUUUAUUAAUUUAUUAAAUAUUAUGACAUAUUUUCUUGAAUAUAUCCAUGAAAUAAAUAAAAAAUUUUAUUUUUAUUUUAUAUUUAUUUUUGGUACAGCAUUACUAAAAUAUGUUAUUUUUUUAAAUAAUAAAAUAAUUAAUAUGAUUCAAAAUCAUUUAUCUAUAAAUCUAUUUAAUGAUUAUCAUCAGUUUUUAAAUUUUAUUCGUAUAAUUCCUGGAAAAGAUGCUGCAUUGUGUUAUUUUUAUUUUUUUGUAAUUAAAUAUAAUAAUUUUUAUUUAAAAAAAACUAUUUUUAUAAUACUUACUGGUGUUUUAUCUAAAGAACCCAUUUUUCGAGAUAUAACCAAUUUUGAAAAUAAAUUUAGUAAUGAUUCCGUUCAAAAUGAAGACAAAUAUAAUUACCAAUAUAAUAAUGAUAAAACAAAUAAUACAUUUCGAUCAAGUUAUGAACAAAAUAGAAGAGAUGUAGAUAAAAGCUUUAAACAAGAGUUGAGCCAUUCUAUGGGCGGCACACAAAAUUAUGCUGACAAUGCUGGCAAUGCUGGAAAUGCUGGAAAUGCUGGAAAUGGUGAUAGUGAUAGUGAUAGUGAUAGUGGUGAGUGGAAUGAAAAAAUAAAAUGCGUUUUAAAAAAAUAUAUAAACAAAUUAAAACACAAUUUAAUUGAUGCGAUUAUUAAAAAUAAAGACUUUCAUUUUAUUACAAACAAUUGUGAAUAUAUAAUAUUUUUAUUUUUCAAUUAUCAUAUAUUUAUCGAAAGAGAUAAAAUAAAUAAUAGUUGCCAUUUUUUUUUAAUCACCAUUUUAAAAAAUUGUACUCAAGAAAAUACAAAUAAAUUUUAUUUUUGGGCAUAUCUAUUUUUAAAUAUUAUUAGAAUAAACUUUAACAGAAUGAUUUUAUUAAGUUGUAAAGAUAUGGAAACUGAAAAAAAAAGAACAUCUUAUCAAAAUUUGGCACAUCUAAAUAAAGGUGAUAAUACAUCUAUUCCCAAAAGUGGCAAUUUCCAAUCUAAAGAAGGUAAAGAGAAUAAAGAAGAUAAAGAUGGUAAAGAAGAUAAAGAAGAAUAUAAGAAAAGUUAUUCGAGUGGGAAACAUAAUAGAGUGAUUGGAGGAGACACAUCUUUUAAUUAUGAUAAAAAUUAUGAAGAUGAUAAUUUUAUUAUUAACCAAAUUAAAGAAAGCUCUGAAAAUAAUGAAGAAGGAAAUAUAAAUAAAAAUGUGUUAAACAAUAUAGAUGAUUAUAUAUUAUAUGAUUCGAUUGGAAAUUAUGAAAUAAAAAAUAGCUUAGAUAAAUUAAUAAAAUAUAAUGGACAAAUUGAAAGUAGUAGUAUUUAUUUUUCUUCAUUUUGGAAUUAUUUUAGUAAUAUUAAAUCAGGAAUUUUAUUUAAUAAAAAUUUUGUAUCAAAUAUAUUAAUAUAUUCCAAUCAAAUAGUAAAAAAUAUAUUUAAUUAUAUAAAAAUAUUAAAACGUAAUAAAUCUUUUAUUAAAUUGUUUUUUGAUAUAAAUUAUAUGUACAAUUUUUGUCAUAACAAUUAUUGUUUAAAUAUUCUAAUCAAAUCAUUAAAAACAAAAGAUCCAGAUAAAUUAAUGUAUAAUGCUAAAAUUAUUUUAGAAUGUAUUAUAAGCAAUAAAAUAAGUGAUUUCCAUAUUAUUCAUUCGAAUUUUUAUAAUUUAACUCAUAAUUUAUUUAAGCUUUAUCAAAAAAGAAAUAUAUUAAUCAAUUUUUAUAUAGCCAAAUUUUUAAAAAGCAAUAAAAAAAAUAUACCAUAUAUAUUUGAUCACAUUAUUAUAGCCAUGUUUGAAUUGAUUACAUGUAUAGAAAAUUUAUUUGACAAAAAUGAAGUGCCAAAUUCGAAGAUGUCAAUUUGUAGAACCAGAGAUGAGGAUAAUACCCAAAAUGACUCUCGCCCAAAGCAAGCGGCCUGCCAAAACAAGUCAUAUUUUUCCAGCGCAGAAAAAUUGCAAAAAUCGCAAAAAUCGCAAAAAUCACAAAAAUUUCCAAACUUGCCAAACUUGGCAAACUUGCCAAGUAGACACGAUACCCUUUCUGACAACCGCAAAAAUUAUGAACUCCUUUUAAACAAAUUAAAGUGCAGAUUCGAUUAUUUAAAUUUUUUUUUUUGUAAUAUCGAAAAUUUUAUGUUAUGGCUAUACCAACAUAAAAUUAGUAAAAAUAUUUAUAAUUAUCGUGAAAAAAUGAUAUUAAAAAAUUAUGAACAAAAUAUUAACAUAAUUGUGUGUUGUAUAUGUACAGAGGGAAAUAUAAGUUCUUUAUAUUUUCGAAAUUAUUUAGAUGUAUUUUUUAUAUUAUUUUUAAGAAUUCUUUAUCUUAAUGAGCAAAUACAAGAUGUAAACAAUUUAGAUUCUACCAUAAACCAAAAGUCAAAUAAAACCAACGAAUUUUCUGGGAUUAAUUAUUAUUCGGGUACCAAUAGAUUCGAUGUUGGAAAUGGGAAGCAUGGAAAACGUGGCAAAAUGAAUAACAAUGAUGAUGGCAUCCUAUUUAAGCAGAAUAUAUUGCUCGAAUUUAAGAGAGAUGUCAUUGGGCUUAUAAAUAAAAUAUUUAAUUUAAACGAAAGCAAACAUUUUGAAUACAACAAAAUAUUGCACAUAUAUUAUAAAGAAACGAUACAUCAUUUUUUAUUUUUAUUUUAUUAUUUUACAGUUAAAAAAUAUUACAUUUUGCAAAUUCAAUUAAUUCGAUUCAUUAGAUAUGUUUUAUUUAGAUAUGAAAAUAAUGGUGAGAAAUUGGCGAUUUAUGGAUUAUUACCAUCUAUAUUAACAAAUAGAAUUAUAAAUAAAAUAGAUUCUAAAGAUGAUGAUAAAGGAAUAACAAAAAUGAAUGAAAAUAAAAUAUCAACAAAUUAUACAAAUUAUGAAGAAUUUAUUAUAGCUAGUAAUAAUUAUUUUGAUAUAAUUAAUAGAAAUAAUGAAAAAAUAAAAAAUGAUGUUUUUAUUUUUAGUGUUUUAAGGAAAUCUAUGACAAUCAUAUUAAAUAUUAAUGAAAAAAUAAUAUAUAAAGAAGUUUUAAAAAGCAUUAUUUAUUUAAUAGAAAAUAUAAUUACAGAAAGAAGUGUAAAAACAUAUUAUCUAACUGUAUUUUUUUUAGAUUUAUUAUAUAUUAUAAAAAUCGAAAAUAAAAAAAAAAAAAAAAACUUUUUUUUUAUAAAAAAAUUUUGUCAAUUUUUAUUAGAAAUAUUUAAAUUAAUAUAUAAAGAUGAAUUAUUUAGUGAAAAUAAAAAUGACGUUAAACAAGAAUAUAAAUAUGAUUAUAAUAGCAUUUUAAUUGAAGAGAUCGAAAACAGUUUAAUGGAUAAUAAAGUAUCUAUUCAUCCUUUUUGUGCAAUUUUUUCCAUAAAAACAGAUGAUAAAUAUUUAAGUAUGCAACAUUUAAAUAUAUCAACACUUUUUUCUGUUAUUUUUAAUCUUUAUGUUUUUAUUAAAAAGCGACUAAAUUAUUAUUAUAAUAAUGAUAAAGAUCUUAUUAAUUGUGAUGAAAAUAAAAACCUUUCCAUGAAUAAUAAUAGUAGUAUAUACAAUUAUAAUAAUAGUAGUAUAUAUAAUUAUAAUAAUAGUAGUAUAUACAAUGAAAUAAAUAGCGAAAAUAACAAUCCUGAUAACUAUAACAAAAAUUUAAAUAAUAAUAAUAAUAUAUAUGAUCAAGAUGAAAAUAUGGAUAAACCAAAUAAUAAUUCACAUUUUACAACUAAUCAUGAUAUAGAUUCGAGAAAUCUUAAAUCAAAUUUGCAAGAUAAUAAAAUGUAUAAAACUAACGAUAUAGUGAAUGGUGUCAUAAAAGAAAGGGGGGUCCAGCAUAGUCUUACGCAAAGGGGAGAUAUAAACAGUGAUGAGAAUGGUGAAAAUGGUGAUAAAAAUGGUGAAAAUAGUGAAAAUAGCGAUAAAAACGAAUAUGAAAUUAACAAAGAUGGGGAACAGAAACAAGAAUGUACAUAUAAAAGUAUAAAUGGUGAUAAAAAAAUAGACGAAUAUUAUUAUAAAAAUGAAGAAGAAAAUGAAAUACAAACUUAUUAUGAUAAAAAAAAUGCAUCUGACAGUUUGGGAAUCAAUCAGCCACAUCUAUCUGACAACGUAAAUAAAAAUGAAAGCGGAAACGAAAGCGGAAAUGGCAACGAAAAUGGCAACGAAAAUGGCAACGAAAAUAAGAAUGGUUAUAAGAAUGGUUAUAAGAACGGUUAUAAGAACGGUUAUAAGAACGGUUAUAAAUUAUGUGAAAAAAACGUUUUUGAUGACUCUCAAAAUGAUGUUGUUAUUGAAAAUAAUUAUACAGAUAAUAAUUGUUUAAUCAAAUCUGUACAUUAUAAUUCUGGAUGGGAGAAUAAUAAAAUAAUAGGAGAAAAAGAUGGAAAUCGAAAUUGUAAUAAUUUAUAUAAAUAUAAUAAUGGAUAUACUGCAAAUUUAAAAAAAAAAAAUAAAAAACUUUCGUUAUUAAAAAUAUGUUUAACUAACAUUAUUUCCAUUAGUAAGAUUACAUAUUUUAUUACACGAAAUGAAUUUUUAUUUAUAAGCAAUUUAUAUUCACUGUUUAGAAAACACAUUCCCAAUUAUAAAUCGGAUGACGAAGAUGAAGCUGAAGAUGAAAAUGAAAAUGAUGAAGAUGAAGUUGAAGAUGAGGAAGAUGAAGUUGAAAAUGUGUAUGGUGGAAAAAAAUAUAAAACAAGGAAACAGCGUGGAAGCGAAGAAAUUAGUGCUGAUGAGAAUGGAGCAUUGGGUGAAGAUGAUAUUGCAAGAAGAGAUAAAAAUAUGCUAAAAAAGUUAAAAAACAUGAAGAGGUAUGGGAAAAAAGGCAAUAAAAGUGGCAAAAAUUGUCGAAAUGGUCAAAAUUGCCGAAAUGGUCAAAAUUGCCGAAAUGGCUAUAAUUGUUUAAAAAAAAAAAAAAAAAAAAAUAUUUAUAAAAAUAAAAAAUUGUCAUCAUUUUUAUUACUACUAACCGAAUUUAGUGAAGAUAUACUUGUAAAAAUUUUGGAAGACAUUGUAAAUUAUUAUGAAAAAUAUAAAAAUAAAAUAAAUAUUAACACAUUUAUGUAUUUUUUAUUUAAUAUAUAUUUAAAUAUAUGUCAAUUAUCUCAAAAAAUAAUUAAUUUUUUUGUUGACAUAUUAUUUUUGUUAAUAAAAAAAAUAACACUAAAUUCUCAAAAUAUAAUGAGUAGUAUAUGGUUUUUAUAUAUUUUAUUUAUAAUUGAAAAAAAUCAUGGUUAUUUAUUUAAUGAUAAAUUACAAAAAAAAAUAAUUAUUGAACAAAUUAAUAUAGCAAUUCAAAUAUCUUUAUAUAGUUAUUAUGCAAAAAAUAUAAAAAAUAAUUAUAAUAUCCAAUUACCAUUACCUAAUUUUGUAUUUCCAUUCAAUAUAUAUUAUAUUAAAAAUAAUUCAAACCUUGAUAUUAUUAAAUAUUUUAGAAAAAAAAAUGGAACGUCAAAAUUUGUUAAUUUAAAUAAUGAUGAAGAAGAAUAUGAAGAAAUAAACAAAAUAAUUCAUAACUAUAGUUCUAAAUCAAUAGAAAAUCAUUUUAAUAUAAAUGAUUAUUCUGAAAUAGCAGCUAUUAAUUCUUUAUCUUUUUUGUUAAUGUGUUUUUAUCAUGCUGUUAAUGUUAAAAAUGUUGAAGAAACCCAAAAUGAAUUUGAUAGUAAUUUACAUAAAAAUGAAAUUAGUAAUAAAAAUAAUGUAGAUAAUACAAUCGGAAAUAAUAACAAUAAUAGUGGUAAUAAUAAUAGUAUUAUCACUACUACUAAUGUGGGAUCUAUUCCAAAUAACACAGGAGCUAAUAGACAGAUAAAUUUAGGAAAUAACCAUUUAAGCAAUAUUAAUAAUAACUAUUAUAAUACUAAUUUGAUAUCUUCUAACAAUAAUAAUAACAAUUUUGUAGGAAUUGGAAUAAAAAGUUUUAUCACAGAAUCAGCAAUUAAUUUGUUUUAUGAAAAUUUUGGAAAAUAUAUAUCUUUAUUAUAUAAUAAUAAUAUUCAAAAUGUGUUUUAUAGAUAUCCAUUUUUUUUAAUUAUAAAUUUUUUAUUAGAUUAUAAUUAUAAUUGUAGAUAUUAUAUAAAAAAAAUAAUAUCAGAUUUAUAUUAUUGCAUUUCAAAUCUUGAUAUAAGAUGCACUCAAGCCUUAUCAAAUAUUUUUAAAAAAAUAAAUGAACCAAACAUUGAUGAUUUAUUAUUGCCUCCUACUAGUAGUAUAUUUUCUCUUAAAUUUAAUAUAAUAAAUUCUAGGAUAAAUUAUAUAAAUAAAUUAUCUUUAAUUAUUUUAUCUGGAAGUUGGAAUUUUUAUUUGAAUUAUUUACCAAAAAUUGCAGAAAAUAUAUCAGAAUAUCUAAAAUAUUGUACAGAUUUAAAAUUAUAUAGAGAAAUAUUAAUAUUAAUAUGUUCUAUAAUAAUUCGAAAUGAUGAAAAUGAAAUUUAUAUAAUUAUACCUACUUUUAUUUCAUUAAUUUUACAAAUAUAUCAUGUAGAACGGGUCAAAUAUAAAAUAGCUAUCGAAAAAUUUAAAAAUGUAGAUAAAAAUGUAGAUAAAAAUGAUGAUAAUUAUAUUUAUGACUUCAACACUUAUGAUAAUAAUGAUGUAUUAUGUUUAUUAAGAACAUUAUUAAUUAUUAUUAACAUAUUAAUUAAAAGAAAUCUUAAUUUUAUUAAUUAUUAUUCUUGGAUUUUUUUUAAAGAUAUAUCAAUAAAAAAAAAUACAUUUUCCACACAUAAAAAUAUGGGGAAUUAUAUAACACCAUCUAUUUAUAAUAAAGCAGUUAAUAAUAUGAUAAAAAAGCAUAUUUCGAAUAAACAUGAUACAAUAAGUAAUGCCGAAUAUGAUGCUGAAUAUGAUGUUGAAUAUGAUGUUAAUAAAAGUUUUAAUAAAGAUGGAAUAGCAACAAUAAAUUAUACAAAAGAAGGUGUUGUUAUUUUUGAUGAAUCUAUACCCAAUACAAAUUUACCACAAAAUGAACUUAAACAUGAUAUAGUAGAUAUUUCAAAAAAAAAAAAAAAAAAAAAAAAAAAAAAUAAUAAAAAAAUUACUAUUUUUCUUAAUUCUACAGAAGAAAAAAAUUAUAAUCACUAUUUAAUGGCAACUAAUAAAAAAAACACCAACAAUAAUAAUAAUAAUAAUAAUAAUGCAAAUACGAAUAACAAUUCUGUAAAUUCUACAUCUAAUAUUAACAAUAAUAUUGUAAAUAAUAGUCCUGGUAUAUUAUCCUCACAAUAUGCUAUAAAAAAAAAUUUAAUAACAAACAAAAAUAAAAAUGAGGGAUCAAAAUUUGUUGCAUUCCUAGAUAUAAUUGAGCAAGUGUAUGGAUUUUAUGGUUCAGCAAAAAGACAAAGCCAAGAUGAUAGUAUAAUUGAAGAAGGAAAUAAUGAACAUUCAGAAAUUGUUAUAAAUAAAGAUGAACAUAAUUUAAGUGAGUCAUAUUCUACAGAAGAUAAUGAUUCUAUAGAGAUAAGCCACACACUUAGCAGUAGCAGUAGUAGCAAUAGUAAUAAUAGCGGAUAUAGAGAAAAAUAUAAACAGAGUGAUGAUAAUAAUGAACAAUCUAUAAAUAUAGAUGAACCAUUUGAUGUACAGAAUCUUUAUUAUAAUAAUGCAAUAACAAAUAAAAGUUAUUGUGAUAAUUAUAUAAAUGAAUAUAUAGAUGAUGAAAAAUAUGAAUCUAUUAAUGAUGAAACUUCAUCUAAUUAUAAUUUAAGCACAUCAUCAAGCAAUUCAACAAGUAGUAAUUUUUCAAAUAAAUUAAUAAAAAAUAAUAUAAAAUUAAAUGAAUUAUCUGAUAAUGAAAUGGUAAAUAAUAAUUUAAGUUUCGAUAAUAUUAAUGUCAUGGAUUCUGUUUUAGAUUUUGAAAAUGUUGAUGAGGAUUCAAAUUCUGAUGAUAUAUAUAACCAUCCUACCAAAAAUUGGGAUAAUUCUAAAUGCUUAACAAAUUAUGAUAUACAUGAUAUAUUAAAACAUACGAAAAAAAAAAAAAAAAAAAUAUCAAUACACUCAAAUACUAAUAUACCUCUCAUUUUAGUAUAUUUAGCUAAAAAAAUUAAAAAAAACUUUUAUAAAUAUUCUAUGAAAAAAUCUAAGGAUGAGACCCUUAUUUUACUAAAAGAAUUGAAUCCUGUCGAAAAUGACAUCAACGAUUUGUUUUUAGAAGUUAAUCUCAAUGCUAUAUAUUCCGACCUUUUAAUUAACUAG